Messenger RNA from Trichomonas vaginalis G3, 1992 nucleotides. RefSeq names its product ATP binding. The record is from RefSeq and is a predicted model, not a curated record. Gene Ontology annotation, biological process: negative regulation of hypoxia-induced intrinsic apoptotic signaling pathway; cellular response to hypoxia; endoplasmic reticulum unfolded protein response. Bases 1 to 1992 code for a protein of 663 amino acids. The transcript has a single exon. Gene Ontology annotation, cellular component: endoplasmic reticulum chaperone complex. Gene Ontology annotation, molecular function: ATP binding; ATP-dependent protein folding chaperone. Lineage: Eukaryota; Parabasalia; Trichomonadida; Trichomonadidae.
AUGGGCAUUGACCUUGGCAAUGCUUACAUUAAAGCGUCUGUUGCCACUGCAACAUCUCCACUUCAUAUGGCUUCCAACGUUCAUGGUAAGAGAUACAUGCCGUUUGUGUUCGCAUUUUGGAACAGAACGAAGUCUUCAAACUAUUCAUCACUUCAAACUUGGAAAAUGGAAGACUUAGAUUCAUAUAAUUACCAAUUUGGCUUUUUCGCCAAAGAACAAUGCUUAAAAUUCCCUCGCACAUGCAUCUUUGGACUUCCUAAUAUGUCAGAUACCUAUUUUCAACUCAAAGGCUACGAAGUUCUUGCUUUAGAACUUGAUUAUUUCGUAAAAUCAGUAAAAAAGGCCGAAAACAUACAAGAUCGUCUACAAGUUGUUAUAUCAAUACCACCAGGCAUGGAUCCACGUGACAGGACCUUCAUAAGGCUUGCCUGUCGUCUUGCAGGAAUAGAAUUAAUUGGAUUCAUUGAUUCGACUACAGCUCCAGCUUAUACAUACUCACUCGAGCGCCAGCAUAUAUACUCAAACGAAUCCUUGAAUGUUGGCUUUGUAGAUAUCGGAAAAUCCGGAUCUCGUGUUGAAAUUUUCAAUUUCGACGGCAGAGAUGGCCAAAAUACAGUCAAGCAGCUUGCAGUUGUAUUUAAUAAUACAAUGGGUGGCCACAAUGUCGACCAGAAACUUGCAGAAAUCGUUUCAAAGAAAUAUAACAUUGAUAUCUCAAAUUUAAAGAUCAGAACCAACCUAGAGAAUGAUGUAUCAGCUGCAAAAGAGUCAUUGGCGAUGCAUCCAUCAGUAGAACUCCUCUGGGACUCUGAUGAUGAAGAUGAACCAAGAAAUUUGACAAUAACGAGGUCAGAUCUUGAAGAAUCCGGCCAAGAACUCAACAAAACCGUUGUUUCUCUCAUAGAAAAUGCUCUCAAAAUGGCAAAUCUUCAAAAAGUUGACAGAUGCGAGCUCGCAGGUGGCCAAACGCGCAGUAUCUUCUUAAGAGACCCUAUAAUCAAUGCAUUCGGUGUUGAAGAAGUCAGCAGAACCCUUUCACAGGACCAUUUCAACGCUCUUGCCGCUGGAUAUGAAUCUGCCGAACUUUCUCCUCAAUUUACAGUCCAGAAACAGGUGAAUAAGUCAUUAAUGAUCACAAUACCUUCAUGGGCUCUGUUCGGAAAGAAUCUUUAUCCCAUAUUUAAUCGUGGAGAUGAAGAAGGUGGCUCUCCUUCAGUAGAAACUGUAUUAUCGGAUCAACAUACGUAUUCUAUUGUCACGAGUAGGGGCGAAUUCGCUAAAUUCAAUGUAAAAGGCCACAAAAAAGAUCGAGUUGAAAUUUCAUUCAUUCAUAACUACUUUUUGAUGCCAAUUCCGUAUACAGCAGUAUCAAAGAAUAACGAGUUAUCUAUCGAUUUCGUACGAUUACCAUGGGAACCAACGAAUGAAUCAAUUAAUCAUUCACAGGUUCUUUUCGACAACUUUAUUUAUAUUGCAGAUCAACGACGACAUGUUCACAAGCUUGCAAAUGACCUUGAAGAGUUUCUUCUUCAACUGAAACACGUUCUUCCAUCAUCUGGUGAACACACGAACAUUUUGAACAGCCACAUUGAAUGGUAUUCUAAUCUUGUUACAGAGGCCAAAGCAGAAGAUUACAAAACACGACUUGACGAACUUCACGAAAGAUUUGAUUCUAUUUGUGAAAGUAUUCUUGAAAAAGAAACGAAACCAAAGUCUCUUAAGAAGAUCAAGAAAACAGUUUGUGUAGUUAAAGAAUUACUUUCGAGUGCACGAACUUCUCCUCUUGUUAACAGAACAGCACUUUCCAUUGCCGAAGAAUCUCUUGAACUUGCAGAAAGAGAUUUGGUUCGAUUUGAAAACGAUGAAAAAGUUAAAUCUCAAGAUAUCAUCCGCACUCGACAACAACUUAAAGAUGCCGCUCUCCCUAUUAAGAAGUUUAUGUGGAAUGAAUCUAAGAAAGCCGUAAAUUCUACGAAACUUGGUCUUAUGUGA